AUGCGUUUUUCUGAAAUAUAUCGACAAUUAUCUCAGUUCCCCUCUGUGCUAGACACCCUCGACAGCGAAGAUGUGUUCCAAUUUGUUACGGUUGCCAGCCAUUUUAUAAAGAUCAAUCAAGCCUCAAUCAAAGUCAACCAAGACAAUGCACCAUAUGAAUAUCUCAAUAGUGUUUUGCCUGAGCCUCUAGUACCUGGAACUUGGGAAGUACUAUGGACAGUACUUUACUCCAGCCUGGAAUCAUCUUACAUUGAACCUGUUGCUCUAAUUCGAGAUAAGGGAUUGAGUCAAGAUCAAGAGCCUGGCGCACUUGAUAUCGCGGAACGGAUAUUUUGGCCGCCUUACAAAGACGAAUGCCCCAGUCACAAAUGCCAGGGUCGAUUGGAAAGAAGGGUGGCUCUGUGUGCAUAUCUAUAUGAUCUUGAUGGCGUCAAGUCAGUUCGGCACCACACCACCUAUUGCCGACAUUGCAAGACCAGCUAUCGGGCGUCAUAUUCUUCCAAGAAGAAUGGGCAGCGCACCUACUAUCUAGAUACAACAAGAAAUGAUCCAGAUUGUAUUCAAGUCAAUAUGCAUUAUUUCAUGACAAUACGACUGCUUGAAUUUUUUAACUAUGCACAAUCCCUAGCCCACGUAUCAGUAUAUAAUCUCGUAACUAUCUACAAUAGCAGUCACAAACUGCUGGAGGAUGCCCCAAAUCAUUUCAAAACUGAAAACUUCAGGCCAACACUUUCCGACCACUGUUGCACUACUGCGUUAGAUGUACAUUGCUUGCUCCGACAAUUCAACCUCCGGAACAUUCCAAUGAGUGUAUCAAACUCUGGAGGAUCUCGCCAUCGCUUUCGAAAAUCAAAGUUGACCGUUCUCACAUGGACCGAACUUGAGGGAAGUCCCUAUAUUGAUCACAUGUGCUCGGAAUGCACAGAAAUCCUGGAAGACCCUAAUGUUGAAGGAGGAGGUUUGGCUCUCCGAGCCAUAGCCAUGGAUGGAAUUACAAUUGGACAUCCUCGAUGCAGUGCUACCAAGGAACAGCUUGUAUCAUUAAAUCCGGAGAUCAUCAAUCCACCGCCGUGCACUGUAAUGCUUGAGACACCAAAGGAUAGAUAUUGUCCUGCUCAUGAUUUACUCCUUGGGAAACUCUGCCACGCACAGCCCUGUACCCUUGAUGCCAUUGGCAACUCCAAGGCAUGCAACCUACCCGAGCGUCAGGAAGCUAUUCAAAUUCGACAUGAAAAGAGAACUCGCUCUCAUGCUGCAUUGGCCUUUAACCAGAGAACAGGUGCAAAACUACCCAAGGAUCCAACAGCAGCGCUCAAUGCUGAUACCGAUGCUUUCAACAUUGACGCUUUGGUGGAGGGAGAUGAGUCAGAUCGCACCCAUGAAGCUGGGCGUGAUGGAGAAGAGGCCGCUCAGCCAGUCUACAAGAAGCCGAUUUGCUCCAACGCAAAGACACACAACAAUCUCCUUUUUGUUGCCACAUGUGGUAUUACACUGGCUAGAGAAACAAUGUAUCGAGCCGAGUCUGUCAUAUUAGUCAGGGUUAGAGAUCCUUGA
Molecule: messenger RNA, 1554 nt
Organism: Melampsora larici-populina 98AG31
Lineage: Eukaryota; Fungi; Basidiomycota; Pucciniomycetes; Pucciniales; Melampsoraceae
Exons: 5
Coding region: 1-1554 (517 amino acids)
Source: RefSeq, a predicted model, not a curated record